GCUAUCCCGUAUCUGGCGACAAGGACAAAAUAAACGCAGAGAGUAACUGUUAAUCAUGCCGAAGAACAAAGGAAAGGGAGGAAAGAACCGCAGACGUGGAAAGAACGAAAACGACGACGACAAGCGUGAAUUGGUCUUCCGUGAAGAUGGACAAGAAUACGCACAAGUAACGAAGAUGCUUGGUAAUGGUCGUCUCGAGGCGAUGUGCUUCGAUGGUGAGAAGAGGCUAGCCCACAUUCGUGGUAAGAUGCGAAAGAAGGUGUGGAUUAACCAGGGAGACAUUGUACUCCUUUCUCUGCGGGACUUCCAGGAUGACAAGGCAGAUGUUAUUGUUAAGUAUACGGCUGAUGAGGCGAGAAAUUUGAAGGCCUACGGCGAGCUGCCAGAGAAUGCAAAAAUCAACGAGACAGACACAUUCCCCGAAGAGGAUGGAGAGUGUACUUUCGAAUUCGGUGACGAAGGGGAAGUCGAUAUCGACGAUAUUUAAUCCUGUCUCUGUAUAAGCCAUGUAUCCUCCUUGUUU
Suillus discolor is the source of this 523-nucleotide messenger RNA. Its product is annotated as eukaryotic translation initiation factor 1A. Gene Ontology annotation, cellular component: cytoplasm. Lineage: Eukaryota; Fungi; Basidiomycota; Agaricomycetes; Boletales; Suillaceae. The record is from RefSeq and is a predicted model, not a curated record. The transcript is spliced from 5 exons. The coding region runs from base 56 to 487 and encodes 143 amino acids. Gene Ontology annotation, molecular function: translation initiation factor activity; RNA binding. Gene Ontology annotation, biological process: translational initiation.